Molecule: messenger RNA, 748 nt
Organism: Aspergillus wentii DTO 134E9
Lineage: Eukaryota; Fungi; Ascomycota; Eurotiomycetes; Eurotiales; Aspergillaceae
Exons: 1
Coding region: 99-698 (199 amino acids)
Source: RefSeq, a predicted model, not a curated record
UAAAUCGCCAAAACAUGAUUUACGAACGAAGAGCUAAAGAUAUUCAAGUCACGAUUUACGAUACGGCUUAACAAGAAUUCACGACGAAGCAGCUCACCAUGUCUGACAGCUACAGCAGUUCCUCCUAUUCCUACAGCUCCAUCAGCAACACCACAGAUGGCACGACGACCACUGGCCAUCGCUACACAACCACCUCUCUGACCAACCCGGACGGUACGACCAUCGUGCGCACCGCCCGUCAAGACCUAGGCCAGCCCGCCAUCAUCGAAGAACGACGCUACGACCGCACAGGCCAGGAACAGCUCCUCCCAGCCCCAACAGGCACGACCUCGGCAGGCGGGAUCAAGCGCAUCACCGAUCUAGACGAGGAAAAGACAACCGGGUCGACGGCUCUUGACGCGGGGAGCGCAUAUGGGAGUGCGGCGGGGGUAUCGUGGGAUGGGGGUGAGGAUGAGGUUGGACGAAGGACGUACGAUACCGGUUCCCCUUUUGGUGCUAGGACUUACAAUCCGCGUUUAGGAGUUUACGAUCAGUCUAGGGAUUAUGAUUCGGAUGGAGUGCCGCGACGGUAUCGGGGAAGGGUGGAUCGGAAUGGAUAUACGAAGACGAAGGGGGAGGAGAGGGAGUAUGAAGAUCCCAAUACGGGGGCGAGGUUGAGGCGGUUGUCGGAUGUAGAUAUGUCUGAGGUUACUCUCUAGAUCAGGGGGAUUAUGAAUAUAAAUAUAUAAUAAACUAUCACUAUACUGUC